CAUUGAUCAAAAUCUUUUCUCCAAUUCUCUCUAUCUCUCUCUCCCUCUUGCAGCAUCGCUUCUCCGUCAAUCGUCACCACCGAACUUUGUUUACCGAAGCUUCGAUUCAAUGAGGGGAAGGAGCUACACUCCGUCACCACCAAGGGGUUAUGGGAGGAGGGGUCGAAGCCCAAGCCCUAGAGGCCGAUAUGGAGGUCGUAGCAGGGACCUCCCCACCAGUCUUCUGGUUCGCAAUCUACGCCAUGAUGUCAGGCAAGAAGAUCUCAGGAGGGCAUUUGAGCAGUUCGGUCAUCUCAAGGACAUUUACUUGCCGAGGGACUAUUAUACUGGGGAUCCACGGGGUUUUGGUUUCGUUCAAUUUGUGGAUCCUGCUGAUGCUGCAGACGCAAAACAUAACAUGGAUGGUUAUGUUCUUCUUGGCCGUGAGUUGACUGUCGUGUUUGCAGAAGAGAACAGGAAGAAACCGACUGAAAUGAGGGCAAGGGAGCGUGGUGGAGGAAGCAGAUUUCGGGAUAGAAGGCGUAGUCCCCCUCGCUACUACUCUCGCUCUCGUUCUCCUCCCCCUCGACGUGGUAGAUCUCGGUCACAGAGCGGUGGCUACUAUUCUCCUCCCCCUAGAAGACACCACCCAAGGUCUGUCUCGCCCAGGGAAGAGCGUUAUGAUGGGAGGAGGUCAUACUCGCGCUCACCAGCCUAUAAUGGCUCAAGGGGUCGCAGCGUAAGUCCAGCCAGAGGUAAGAGCCACAGCAUAAGCCCCAGCCCUAGAAGAAGCAUAAGUCGUAGUCCUAGAAGAAGCAUAAGCCGUAGCCCAAAAAGAAGCAGGAGUCUGAGCCGCAAGAGAAAUAGGAGCUUGAGCCCGAGAAGAAGCAUAAGCCGUAGCCCUAGAAGAAGCAGGACCCCGAGGAAAAGCAGAAGCAACACUCCUGAACCAGCCAGAAGCAGGAGCCAGAGCCCGCAUGAUGAAGGAGAUCGUUCACCAAGCCAGUGAUUGAUUCUUCACUCUUUUGCUAGUCUUCUCUAGAUUAUGGUUGUGUCGUGUACCCGUAUUCUAAGAAAAAUUUAAGAUGAUACUGAAAAUAUGAGAAUUUUAUGUAGGGUGGAAUUUGGCUUUCUUAUGUUAUGGAGCAUGUGGGAACAUGGUACUGUUACUCUUAUGUUCUUUUAAGAUACAACCUUGGAUUUUUGUGGAA
Camelina sativa (false flax) is the source of this 1190-nucleotide messenger RNA. RefSeq names its product serine/arginine-rich SC35-like splicing factor SCL33. The record is from RefSeq and is a predicted model, not a curated record. NCBI's taxonomy places the organism in Eukaryota, Viridiplantae, Streptophyta, Magnoliopsida, Brassicales, Brassicaceae. Gene Ontology annotation, molecular function: RNA binding.